CGGGCGGGAAGCGGAGCCGGAGCGGGCGGACCCUCCCCUGAGCCGGAUCUGGGGCCGCGCCCCCCUCUCGCCCCCGGGAUGGCCUCGCUGGGCAGCAGCUCCCAGGUGGUCACCGAGUACGUGGUCAGGGUGCCCAAGAACACCCCAAAGCGCUACAACAUCAUGGCCUUCAACAGCGCCGACAGAGUGACCCUGAGCACCUGGGCACAGGCGCGGAUGGAGCGGGACAUGAGCAACAAGCGCAUCUACGCCGAGGAGGAGCUGCCCGAGUCCGGCGCCGGCAGCGAGUUCCACCGCAAGCUGCGCGAGGAGGCGCGGAGGAAGAAAUACGGGAUCGUCCUGCGGGAAUUCCGGGCCGAGGACCAGCCCUGGCUGCUGCGCGUCAACGGCAAAACCGGCAGGAAGUUCCGGGGGGUGAAGAAGGGCGGGGUGACAGAAAACGCCUCCUACUACGUGUUCACCCAGUGCCCCGACGGCGCCUUCGAGGCCUUCCCGGUGCGGAACUGGUACAACUUCACCCCCCUGGCCCGGCACCGCACCCUGACGGCCGAGGAGGCCGAGGAGGAGUGGGAGAGGAGGAACAAGGUGCUGAACCACUUCAGCAUCAUGCAGCAGCGGCGCCUGCGGGACCAGGACGAGGAGGAGGAGGACAAAGACAAGGGGAGGAAGGCCCCGGGCAAGGGCGGGGGGCUCCGGAUCCACGACCUGGAGGAGGAUCUGGAGCUCAGCUCCGAGGAGAGCGAGGGCAGCGAGGCUGAGGGGGAGAAGGCGGCGAGGCCGAAGGCUGCCGGGGGACACCCCAAGAGGAAGAGGAGGAAGGGCAGGAAGGGCUCUGAGGACGAAGCCCUCGAGGACAGCGACGACGGCGACUUCGAGGGCCAGGAGGUGGAUUACAUGUCUGACGGCUCCAGCAGCUCCGGCGAGGAAGAGACGGGCAAAGCCAAAGCGCCCAAGGAGGAGGAGGAAGGCCCAAAAGGCAUCGACGAGGCGAGCGAGAGCAGCGAGGAGAGCGAGGAGGAGAAGGCAGAGGAGAAGGAGGAGGAAGAGGAGGGAAAAGCGACCCCCACCCCCCAGGAGAAGAAGAAAAAGAGGGAAAGCAGCGAUGAGUCGCAGACGUCGGAGGAGAGCGACAUCGACAGCGAGACGUCCUCGGCGCUGUUCAUGGCGAAGAAGAAGACCCCCCCCAAACGGGAGCGCAGGGCCUCGGGCAGCAGCUCCAGGGGGGGCUCCCGGCCCGGGACCCCCACGGACUCGGGGGGCACCGGGGGGACCCUUCGGGCUGCGGCGGCCAGGCUGGAGCAAGGCCGCCGGCCGACCCCGGGGGGGUCGGAGCCCCCUCCCCAGAAGCGGCUGAAGGCGGAGCUGGGGCCCCCCUCGGGCAAAUCCACGCCCCAGCCCCACUCCGGGAAGUCGACCCCGAGCAGCGGGGAGGUGCAGCUGACGGAGGAGGCCGUGCGCCGGUACCUGUCCCGAAAGCCCAUGACCACCAAGGACCUGCUCAAGAAGUUCCAGACCAAGCGCACGGGGCUGAGCAGCGACGCCACCGUCAACGCCCUGGCGCAGCUGCUGAAGCGCCUGGACCCCGAGCGCAAACUCAUCGCAGACAAGAUGCACUUCUUCCUCAAGGAGUAGGGACCCCCGAGCCAGGGGACCCCUGAGCCAUGGGACCCCUGAGCCACGGGACCCCCGAGCCAUGGGACCCCUGAGCCAGGGGACCCCUGAGCCAUGGGACCCCUGAGCCAUGGGACCCCCGAGCCACAGGAACCCCGACCCACAGGACCCCCAAGCUACAAGACCCCCCCGAGCCAGGGGACCCCUGAGCCAUGGGACCCCUGAGCCAGGGGACCCCUGAGCCAUG
This is a messenger RNA of Pseudopodoces humilis (Tibetan ground-tit), 1858 nucleotides long. The record is from RefSeq and is a predicted model, not a curated record. NCBI's taxonomy places the organism in Eukaryota, Metazoa, Chordata, Aves, Passeriformes, Paridae.